AUGACAAAGACUCGCUUUGACCCUCAUCAAGGUUCCUCUCUGACCUCUGUUGUUUCUUAUGCUGCAGGUGAGACGAACAUCACAGCUGAACCUGGACAGAACGUCACUCUGCCAUGUGAAGCUGCUUGGAACAAGGAUGAGUUAAUCAUAGAGUGGAGCAAACCUGAUCUGGGGGGAAAUGAUUCUGUUGCUCUGUAUCGAGAUGAUCAGUUUGAUUAUCAUGAUGAGAAUCCAGCUUAUAAGAACCGAGUGGAUCUACAGGACAGAGAGAUGAAGAACAGAAACGUGUCUUUGGUCCUGAAGAACGUGACGACUAAUGAUACUGGAAAAUAUGAAUGUAGAGUUGAUAGGAUUAAAAAUAAACGCAGGAAGAGAGCUCACUUGAAUACUGAACCCAUCUGUAACGUCACCCUUCAUGUUUCUGCUCCAGGGAGCAAUGAUGAACUAAAGAAUGAUGGAGGGACCAGCACUGGACUGAUAGUUG
Molecule: messenger RNA, 484 nt
Organism: Poecilia latipinna (sailfin molly)
Lineage: Eukaryota; Metazoa; Chordata; Actinopteri; Cyprinodontiformes; Poeciliidae
Product: ICOS ligand-like
Exons: 2
Biological process (GO): T cell receptor signaling pathway; regulation of cytokine production
Cellular component (GO): external side of plasma membrane
Molecular function (GO): signaling receptor binding
Source: RefSeq, a predicted model, not a curated record